Messenger RNA from Penicillium verrucosum, 330 nucleotides. RefSeq lists its product as uncharacterized. The record is from RefSeq and is a predicted model, not a curated record. Lineage: Eukaryota; Fungi; Ascomycota; Eurotiomycetes; Eurotiales; Aspergillaceae. The coding region runs from base 1 to 330 and encodes 109 amino acids. The transcript has a single exon.
AUGAAAACCAUCCGACGACUGCCUACUCGACUCGUACUCGAGACCGAAGCUGGACUUGUUCUCCAGCGGUUGUGGUAUCGCCUAGGCAGGAGACAGGACACCUCUGAGCUUGAACACCCUCUGAGAUUGCGAGACGCCCAACAAACUGAACGAGGAAAAUAUCGAAGACAGCGUACAAAAGAUCGAGACGAACAAAGAACACAUAUGAUGGCGUUGAGCGGCGAGAGGGAUUACAACUGGUGGCGCAGCAGGCUGUAUGAUGUCGUUUGGGAGCUCCAUGGAACGGCCUGGAUCGGAACCUCGUUAAAGCGAAGCUACGGGCAACUCUGA